AUAUAAUAGAGCUAUAUAAUCUACUUUAUAAAAAAUAAAAACAAAUAAGAAGCAAAAAAAACAAAAUGAAGAUGAAAAUCAUGAGUGUGGUGUGGAUCACGAUGCUACUAACAUCGUUAAUUACUAUGGGAGGGGAUGCAAAGUCGGACAAAGAGUGCCAAGUGGAGUGCCAUAAGCAUUGUCUACCCACUUCCAUUGUUGCAGAGUGUCUAAAGUGUCUUGGAGAAUGUGGGAGGACUCCACCGGUUGCAGUUGGACCUUCGGUUAGAGUCGGAACCAUCGGCGAACACAUAUAGCAAAAAAGUUAAAUAUGACUUUGUCUUGUCAUGUUAUGUGGUGGAAAAAUUGUAGCGCCUUUCUUAUAUUCAAAUAAUAUUCGCAUGUAACCAUUGUAAUAAGAUCGAAGCCUAAAUUUCACA
Molecule: messenger RNA, 419 nt
Organism: Camelina sativa (false flax)
Lineage: Eukaryota; Viridiplantae; Streptophyta; Magnoliopsida; Brassicales; Brassicaceae
Source: RefSeq, a predicted model, not a curated record